AUGUCGUCGUUCGCGACCCAACUAGAUACAUUGCUUGCGGAGUACGACCGUGAAAUAAUGCCAGCUACACCUGUUCAAAUAAAAGCGGCAUUGGACGUGCGACAUGCAGCAGUCUACGAAAGAACUGCCACAGUCCGCUUGCUUGCAGAUUUACACUUGAGCUGGGAAGACAAGCGCAUAUCCUGGAACGCAACAGAGUGGGGUUGCGACAGUUCCCUCGCCUCUGCAGAUCGUCUCUGGCUGCCUGAUGUUGGAAUCCUUAGCGUGGGCACUUUGGAGAGCGAAGACGAUAACAAUCUGCGUGCUAGGCUCUCCAAUGACGGCCGUAUCUCCUGGAUUUUGCGUCUGGAUAUAUCAUCGCCUAUCACUCUCCAAUUAACGAACUGGCCUCGUGACCAACAAGUUGUGUUCUUUAAGUUCGGAUCACGAUCUCAUUCCACAGAUGAAAUGCAGUUGCAGAUAAGCGAUCUACAGCAUGCGACGGUGUUUGAGUCUGGCGCGUGGGAACUGCUACGAGUAAGGGGCACAGAAGCAUCGUGGGAUGGAAGUGGCGUUGAAAGACGAGUAGUGACCUGGUCCGUGACGCUGCAGAGACGUGCAGCGGCGCACGCGCUAGCUGCUACUACUGUUUUUACUGCUAGUGUCCUGCUGUUGAUUGCUGCUACAUUCCUUCCACCUGCCACUAGACUGCCUUUGUGUGCAGCCUCCGCUACUACUGCUUCAUUGUGGUUGAUAUCAGCGUUAGUUCGGAUCCCCGGCGCGUCGUCAGUGCCCAGAGCAAUGUCCUUGUUGAGCACCACUUGCGUGUGCGCAGGCGUCGCCGCUGCCUGCUCAGCAAUGGUGAUUCGUGUAGCGCGCUGCACUGAACCACCGCCGCAAGUUCUACGUUCGUUAGUUACAGCCGCUUCUAAUAUUAUUAAACUUACACCUCCUGAGGGUUCUCAAGCAGAAUGCAGCGCGUGGGCAGCGGCUGCUAAACUUCUCGACUACUUGCUGCUCGCGUUGCUACUCUUCACACUUACUGUCGUAGUUUGUAUCUACCUUUAA
Molecule: messenger RNA, 1047 nt
Organism: Leptosia nina
Lineage: Eukaryota; Metazoa; Arthropoda; Insecta; Lepidoptera; Pieridae
Source: the annotation of a GenBank genome assembly